AUGCAGUCCGCUCUCGUCCUCCUCGCCACUCUCCUGGCCGGCGCCAACGCGUGCGCCAACUACAACAAGUGCCACUGCACCAACGCGGACGGCAGCGCCAACGACACCAUCACAGCGGUCGUCUGCAACAACAGCAACAAGCUCGCGCCGUCCAGCCCCGGCUGGCCGCUGUACUCGGAAGAUGAGGACUCGGUCAUGAAGUGCGUCCUCAACACGGGUCCCCACAACGACUUUGUCGGCAUCGACAACUGCAAGUUCCGCGAGUUCUGCACCAAGGCCGGGGCCACCGGCUCCGACUCCUUCUGCGAGGUCAACCGUAAAGACUAG
Molecule: messenger RNA, 327 nt
Organism: Colletotrichum graminicola M1.001
Lineage: Eukaryota; Fungi; Ascomycota; Sordariomycetes; Glomerellales; Glomerellaceae
Exons: 1
Coding region: 1-327 (108 amino acids)
Source: RefSeq, a predicted model, not a curated record